Messenger RNA from Eurypyga helias (sunbittern), 2979 nucleotides. It is a transcript of the gene DCAF1, whose product is annotated as Vpr (HIV-1) binding protein. The record is from RefSeq and is a predicted model, not a curated record. Gene Ontology annotation, molecular function: nuclear estrogen receptor binding; histone H2AT120 kinase activity. The transcript is spliced from 11 exons. Gene Ontology annotation, cellular component: nucleus; Cul4-RING E3 ubiquitin ligase complex. NCBI's taxonomy places the organism in Eukaryota, Metazoa, Chordata, Aves, Eurypygiformes, Eurypygidae. Gene Ontology annotation, biological process: protein ubiquitination. The annotation marks the transcript as partial.
AAACUGUUUCUUUUCCUCACUAGGUAUUAGUAUCAUCCUUGGAGUUGCUGAGGGUGAAUUUUUCAUUCAUGAUGCUGAGAUUCAGAAGUCAGCCCUUCAGAUCAUCAUCAACUGUGUAUGUGGCCCAGAUAAUCGGAUCUCCAGUAUUGGCAAGUUCAUCUCUGGAACUCCUCGGCGAAAGCUUCCUCAGGCCCCCAAGAGCAGUGAGCACACAUUAGCCAAGAUGUGGAAUGUGGUACAGUCCAACAAUGGCAUCAAAGUGCUGCUGUCGUUGCUGUCUGUAAAGAUGCCCAUCACGGAUGCAGAUCAGAUCCGAGCGUUAGCCUGCAAAGCCUUGGUGGGGCUCUCACGCAGCAGUACUGUCCGGCAGAUUAUCAGCAAGCUCCCCCUCUUCAGCAGCUGUCAAAUUCAGCAGCUGAUGAAGGAGCCGGUGCUUCAGGACAAGCGCAGCGAGCACGUGAAGUUCUGCAAAUACGCUGCUGAGCUGAUCGAGCGUGUCUCGGGGAAGCCACUGCUCAUCGGCACAGAUGUCUCUCUGGCUCGGUUGCAGAAAGCGGAUGUGGUGGCCCAGUCAAGGAUCACGUUUCCUGAGAAGGAGCUGCUGCUCCUGAUUCGGAACCAUCUCAUCUCUAAGGGCUUAGGAGAAACUGCGUCUGUCCUUACAAAAGAGGCAGACCUACCUAUGACUGCAGCAUCUCAUUCAUCUGCCUUCACCCCUGUUGCAGCUGCAGCCUCUCCUGUGACCCUGCCUCGCACCCCUCGCAUAGCUAACGGCAUUUCAGCCCGGUUGAGUAGCCACACUUCCGUAGGUUCCACUGCCACCUCUGUCCAUGCUCAGGCAAGACCGACUGCAUCCCAAGGUCCACUUGCCCUUCCAGGCCCUUCUUACGCCAGCAACUCUCCUCUGAUUGGCAGGAUUAGCUUUGUCAGGGAGAGGCCAUCUCCCUGCAACGGCAGAAAAAUCAGAGUGUUGCGGCAAAAAUCGGACCAUGGCGCCUACAGCCAGAGCCCAGCUAUCAAAAAGCAGCUGGACAGACACCUUCCUUCCCCCCCAACACUGGACAGUAUAAUCACAGAGUACCUUAGGGAGCAGCAUGCCCGCUGCAAGAACCCAGUUGCCACCUGUCCCCCUUUCUCUCUCUUUACUCCCCACCAGUGUCCUGAGCCAAAACAAAGGCGCCAAGCGCCAACUAACUUUACCUCACGGCUGACCCGCAGGGCAGCCUUUCCAAAGUACGGAGGGGUGGAUGGUGGCUGCUUUGAUAGACACCUUAUAUUUAGCAGGUUCCGUCCGAUUUCUGUGUUCAGGGAAGCAAAUGAGGAUGAGAGUGGCUUUACCUGUUGCGCGUUUUCUGCAAGAGAAAGAUUCUUAAUGCUGGGUACUUGCACGGGGCAGCUGAAGCUCUACAAUGUGUUCAGUGGACAGGAAGAGGCCAGUUACAACUGCCAUAACUCUGCCAUCACGCACCUUGAGCCAUCCAGGGAUGGAUCUUUAUUGCUGACAUCUGCCACGUGGAGCCAACCUCUGUCUGCGUUGUGGGGAAUGAAGUCUGUCUUUGAUAUGAAGCAUUCCUUCCCUGACGACCACUACGUGGAGUUCAGCAAGCACUCGCAGGAUAGGGUCAUUGGCACAAAAGGAGACAUUGCUCAUAUCUAUGAUAUUCAGACUGGCAACAAGCUAUUGACUCUGUUUAACCCAGAUCUUGCCAACAACUACAAGAAGAACUGUGCCACCUUUAACCCCACUGAUGACCUUGUCCUAAAUGAUGGUGUCCUCUGGGAUGUCAGAUCGGCACAAGCCAUCCACAAGUUUGACAAAUUCAACAUGACCAUCAGUGGUGUUUUCCAUCCCAAUGGGCUGGAGGUCAUAGUCAACACAGAAAUUUGGGACCUCCGAACUUUCCAUUUGUUACACACUGUACCUGCACUGGAUCAGUGUCGUGUGGUCUUCAACUAUACUGGCACAGUUAUGUAUGGAGCUAUGUUGCAGGCAGAUGAUGAAGAUGACCUUCUGGAGGAGAGAAUGAGGAGUCCCUUUGGCUCUUCUUUCAGGACAUUUAAUGCAACUGAUUAUAAACCUAUAGCUACCAUAGAUGUAAAGCGGAAUAUCUUUGACUUGUGCACAGACAGCAAGGACUGCUAUCUGGCUGUCAUUGAGAAUCAAGGGAGCAUGGAUGCCAUGAACAUGGAUACAGUUUGCAGGCUGUAUGAAGUGGGCAGGCAGCGUUUGGCAGAAGAUGAAGAGGAUGAAGAAGAAGAUCAGGAGGAAGAGGAGCAAGAGGAAGAAGAUGAUGACGAAGAUGAUGAUGAUACAGAUGACCUUGAUGAACUAGAUACAGACCAGCUGCUGGAGGCUGAACUCGAGGAGGAUGAGAACAAUGAGAAUGCUGGUGAGGAUGGAGAAAAUGACUUUUCACCCUCUGACGAUGAGGAGCUUGCCAACCUCCUGGAAGAGGGAGAUGAGGGUGAAGAUGAAGAUUCUGAUGCUGAUGAGGAAGUUGAGCUGAUUCUUGGAGACACUGACAGCUCGGACAACUCUGACUUGGAGGACGACAUAAUCCUGUCUCUGAACGAGUGAGGAGUGACUGUCAGGCGGGGUGUUGGCAGGAGGAGACGCUCCCUUCCCAGCAGAAGGCCGGAGACCAAAUUGGCAGCCGAUUCGGAGCACCCCAACCCUUUUUCUCCUAGGAAAGCCCGAGGAACUCCAGCCCAUCCGCUGUGUUGGUUUGAGUCAGCUUGAGGCUCGGGGCUAAGUCUGAGGGUCUACAAUAAAGAGACCUGGGGUUAGGCCUCUUUUCUCUCUGCCUUUUUUUUUUUAUUUUUUAUUUUAGGCUGAGAUGACUCUCCUCUUCAAGGAAACUUCUGAAGAUAUUUCACAAUAUAUUUUCUUUGUAUAAAGUUCUUUCCUAAAGAACAGAAAUAGUUUUAUAUAAAACAAAAAAAAGCAAAAAAAAAAAAAAGCAGGUGUUCUAGUAAAGA